Messenger RNA from Mobula hypostoma (lesser devil ray), 5651 nucleotides. Its product is annotated as zinc finger CCHC domain-containing protein 2-like. The transcript has 14 exons. The record is from RefSeq and is a predicted model, not a curated record. NCBI's taxonomy places the organism in Eukaryota, Metazoa, Chordata, Chondrichthyes, Myliobatiformes, Myliobatidae. Bases 415 to 3525 code for a protein of 1036 amino acids. Gene Ontology annotation, molecular function: phosphatidylinositol binding; nucleic acid binding; zinc ion binding.
UCCUUCGAAAAGUGGAAUGGUUGCGGAAUUGCCUAAGGGCUGGGGUGGAGCCAGCAGUGGGCGUAGGUAAUGAAUAAGCGGGGCCGGACGGACGGGAGGUCGGUGACCUGCUACACGGAUCGGAGGGGAGGCGGGGUGGGGGCGGGGCCAAGCCCGGCACUGGGCGGAGCCGCCAGUGAUUGAUUGGUGGGGACAGGACACGGAUGAUUGACAGCCGGGGCCGAGACCUCCACUUCAAUCGGCGCUCCGUUGCCGAGCGGAGUGGGAGGGGUUGGAGAGAAAGAGAGAGCAAAAAAAUAAAUUGAUCAAUCUGUGACCGAGACUGAAAAUAUGCGCGGAGUGGUCGGUUCCACUUAAUUAAUUAGCUGUUUGUGUGUUUUUGUUUUUUUGGGCGGCGGGUGUUGCGCUAACUUGAUGAAGAUGAAGGUGUUGAUGAAGCUGCCCGACCCCGAAGAAGAGGAGGACGAAGACGAAGAAGAGGAGGAGGAGGACGAUGACGACGAGAAAGAAGAGGAUAACGACGACGAAGAGGGGGUGAAAGCUGUUCCCGCCAUGCCGCCGCCGGAGCCGCAGAAGGAGGCGGUUUACGAGUGGUUCGGCUCGGCGCUCACAUCGGCGCAGCGGCUGGAGUUCUGCUGCGGCCUGCUGGACCUGUGCCACCCGCUGGAGCUGCGCUUCCUCGGCAGCUGCCUGGAGGACCUGGCCCGCAAAGAUUACCACUCGCUCCGCGACUCGGAGAUCCGUGCCAACAGCGCCGCCGACCUGGCCACGAUCGGCGACGUGACGGACGAGGUGGUGCGCAGCAAGCUGGUGGUGUCGCUGGCGCUGCUGGGCUCGGAGAACCGCGAGGCGGCCACGGUGCUGGCCCGCGCCCUCGGCCGCAUCGACACGGUCAUCCGCAACUACGGGCUGCAGCUGACGGAGCGUAGCGUGCAGGAGUUCCUGCUGCUGCUCACCAUGGCGUCCAACCACCCGGCCUUCUCCUUUCACCAGAAGGAGACGCUGCGCGAGCAGUUGGCCGACCUGCAGCGGCGGGGACCCACCAACGGCCGCAAGUUCCAGAACAACGUCGUCAAGGAGCGUUUCUCCAGGAAAAAUUACUCUUUGGGAACAGAGAAUAAUUACUAUGAGAGGACUCCCCCAUCUUCUGAAGAAGGGGCAAAUGCAAUCACCCAGCGAUCAGGAGUGCAGAUUGAAAAUAUUACCUUGAAGAAUGUAACAAAGAAGAGACCAGAAAACUACUGGGAGUACACAUUCGAUGUUGUUAGAACUGAUCUUUCAACAUGUACUGUGAGAAAAACGCAACAUGAUCUUCAAGAGUUUAUAACUAAACUUCCCAAGGAUCUUUCUAUUGAUACUUCUGGCAAGACUGUUUUGCGGGCAUUCAGUCACAGUUCCCAGACAAGAGAAGACAGAAAGAACUCUGAGUUAGAGUCACUUGUAAGGCAACUCUUCUUGUCACCACCUCGUUCCUUCUUAAGAAGUGAACACGUUCAUGAAUUCUUUGGGAAGUCUUCCGACCAUAGUCAGUAUCACAAGCACUUCAAAGAAGACAGUUCUGAAGCUUCCAGUCAGGAAGAAGAUGGAAAGCAGCAAACGAUUCAUUACAAAAACAUGGGGAAAGCUAGAGGCUGCAGUGUCCCUAGUGUUAAAUCUCCAGGAGCUGUUGUAGGUUUACAGCACUCUGAACAGAACGGUGCACUGGACUGGAGGAAAAGGAGCUACAGCACAAAACACAGCACUGAGCACUGUACAGCUAUGAUGGAGCAUUGUUUGACAGAAGAUAAAAGAAAUACUGCUUCUGGGAGUAAAAAGCUGAACACUCGGAUCGAUGUCAAAAACAAGGUAGACCGUGGCAAUCAAAGGACACCAGUUGGUAAUGGCAUUCUCAGAAUUCCUUCUGUACAUCGUAUAUGGACUGGAUCAGGAAAAGAAUUAAGGGAUGUUGGCUGUGGUCUAGAGGCAUGUGGAGACAGCUCUUCAGAAAGCUACAGUUCUCCUUCUAGCCCAAGACACGAUGGAAGAGAGAGCUGCGAAAGUGAAGAUGAGAAAGACAAAGAUUCUGACAGCACUUCAGAGGAUUCUGGGAAGGAUAGGCAGAAGGAGCGUGUUGCCUGUAGCUCCUCCCGUGGAUCUACCAGCAGACCAACCGCUCAGGUUGCACCAGUGCAGAGUGAGAAUGGUACUAUUCCAGGAAAUCUGGCAACCCCUUUGCUUCCUCGCAUUCCCAUGAUGCCUCCAAUACACUACAUGAUGCAAAAUGGUGGAGCAAAAGCAGACUAUGUUUCUCCAGUAGAUGGUAAAACUGUGGGGAUGAUUGCUACUGUCCCUCCUGCUGCCGUCUCUCUUCGAGAUUCUUCGCAUGUUUCGUCAGUUGGUGCUGCAGAAGCAGGGAAGAGAUUGGACUUAAUGCCCUCACCUCUGUCUGUGGCAGCUCCUUUCCUUCUGCAGGCUGCUGGUCCUGCUUUACAUCCAAUGGUGCAUAGACAUAAAAUGACAGCACCACAGAUUAAUUUGGAGAACUGCCAUGUUCCUGGACCCCAACCACCAGCAGGCACUGUGAAUAUUGGGUCGGCCAACACUGCCUUUAUCCCAGUUCACAGCCACUCUCCCUCUGGGAAGCUUGCACCAUCUUCUGUUUUAGAUCCCACCGCUAAACCUUCAACACAGAACUUAGGACUGAACACCUUGUUGCCUCAGACAGAUGGAAAUAUAGCAGCAGCACCUGAAUCUGCCAAUUUAAAAGUAAUGCUUCCUGCUGCUGGGCUGCCGCCGCCUCCACCUGGCUCGUACAACUUGAGCGGAACUCCAGCCAGUGUUAUGCCUUUACAAGGAACAGCAAACUCACCAUCUCCUGCAGGUCAAACCCAGUCCGCUGGAUCGUCGGUUCCUACCCACACUCCGGGUCCUGUACCAAGCCUCAAUACCGCAUUAACUCACAGCACAGCUCAGAGUGAUAGCACCUCUUAUAUCAAUACAAUAGGAAAUACUAAUACUAAUGGAACCAUUCAACAUGCUCAGCAGGUUGCUUGUGGAGCUUGUAGUUCUUGCGGAUGCCGAGGUAGUUGUGGGACCAAUAGUAAUCCACUGUUUAAUUACUACUACCCUAGUACAAUACCUAGCCAGUUUAUCAGAGUUCCAUUGAUCCCUUUAAGUGGAAUGACUUCACUUUGUAAUGGUAGCUACCUCAACCAAGCACAUCAAAACAAUGGAACCCAGAUGCCCUUUUAUCAAAAUCCUUACACUAGUGGACUAAUACAUGACCCUAUGGCAAAUCAGACAAACUAUGGGAUGCAACAAAUGCCAGGAUUUAUCCGAGGAUUUCCAUUAAUGUAUCAAGUGGCCAACAUGGUCACCAAUGUUAAUGGGUUAGGACCCAAAAAGAAUGGAACUGUAUCUUGUUAUAAUUGUGGUAUAGGUGGACACCAUGCACAGGACUGUAAACAGCCAUCCAUGGAGGCCAGUCAAUCAGGUGCCUUCAAGUUAAAGUUUGCCCCACCUCGUGAUUUGGAUUCAGCCGACUAAGCUAGAAAAUUUGGCAUCAUAAGCAAUGAGCCUGUAAUGUGGGUUUGGCUCUAAUCACACUUCUGAUCCUCUUUUCAUUCAGCAAAAAAAAACUAAAUGGUUUUCUCCAUUUGUUUGGGAUUAGUACAUGGUCACUGAAGUCUGGAUUGCCUUGAAUUUUGGCAUUUUUGUUUCCUCUGAACACUCUUCACCUGUUUUGGCUACAGUGUUCCUGCAGCAAGCAGAGCAUUUUGUGUAAUGUCCUAGAAAUUCUUACAAUAAUGACCUCUGGUUUUGCACUGAUGAAUGUAUUGUACCAAGUGGCACGUGCAAUGUUCAUUGUAAUAAUUUAUGGCAGUGUUUCAGAAUCUACCUGUCCAGUAGACACUGAGCUGGAAUGAGCAGACAUGCUGCCAGUUGAAAUGCUAGGUCACAUCUUACAUCGUGUUACAUCUUUUGUCUGCAUCAAAUUGUCUCUGUGUUUUGAAUUUCUUUUUGUUCUCAUUUAAUAUUAUCCUUUUUCAGUUUAUGUAGAAGCAACUCCACUUUCAAAAUUAGACAUGAAUUUAAAAGUUCCUUGACCUACUGGAAAAAGAAAAAGAAUCUAGACAUUGACAUAGAUAAUACCUUUUAUAAUGAUUUUUGAAGUAAACAUUUUGGAAAACUGAGUGCUGUAAUAAUCUUGAUUUUAAAAAAAUAUAUAUAUAAAACAGGAAACACUUUUCAAAGUUGUCUGGUUAGUGUUCUUUUUCAGUAGAGCUUAGAAACAUACAGAUUUAAAAAAAAAUUAUUUAGAGGGGUUAGUUACUCCUAUUACACUCGGUGAUAUUUAUUUUGGUUUGAAUUUGACAAUGUUUUUUUCUCCCCUUUGACUUUGGGUAGAAUAUUGAACAGCUGCACCUCUUUUUCUCUCUCAACCUCUUCUUUAUAUUGUACCAUUAACUAACAUUGGAAAUUACUUAAUUCUUUAGAGACUGAAAAAAAAAAUUACGCUAGGCCUUCCUAUAGCAGUGUUUACCUGGAUUUUCUAAUGUAAAACUAAUUUUGUGCUUUUAGUGAUACAAAAAAUCUUAAAGUACCAUGAUUAGAGAAACCACUGAAACAUUUAUUUAGGUAGCAUAAGCUCUGCAAAUUGAUAUGGUACUGAAUUUACCAAUUCGUACGAAUUUUCCACUACUACAAUGUGAAGACUGACACUCAAUAUUUUAGAUGGUAUUAAAUCAUGUCAGCAAUGCCCCUAAUUUAUGCUGCUGCUUUUUUGUUUUUGAGAGAAAAAGCCAAUAUGCACUAUUUGUAUUUCUGGGUUUAUUUCUUAAAAGUGCACUGACAUUCACAAGAUGAUGGCGGUUUUUGAGGGUUGUUGCAUUUUGGUUCAAGGAUUGCUGUCUAAUCUUGUUUGGCAUUCCUUUAACAUUAACUCCAAUGGAAAUCUACAGAGCUAUGAUAUUUGUGUGCAGCAGUCUGCUUUUUCUUUAAAUUAACUAUCCCCUCAAGUGGACUGAUGUAUUUUGUGACUUGAAACCAAGCAAGUGUCAUAGGAUAUGAAUUUUUUGUAGGAUUUUAAAAGGUUUUGUCUUGUCAUAAAGCCCCAUGUCAACAAAAUGCUUACAGCAUAUUUUAAAAAAAAUGGAGCUGGCUUAAUCUGUUUGGUUAUUCUAGUUGAGCUGCUUUGAGUAGCUAGACUUUGUGUACAGGACAGCAACCUGAAUUAUUUCUUGCAUGAUUUUAAAAAGAAAGCUGCCACCUGUGUAAAUCAGUUAAUAACUUAUUUUCAAAUCUCCAGAUGAAGUGUGGCAGUUAAUUUCCUUGAAGCACAUUUCUUUUACUUGGAUUUUUGGAUGACCAAUUGAAUACAAAGUAACUAUCUUAGUGUGACUGUGCUGUUAAAAUUAGAAUGAGAGACUGGGAAACUACAUACAUGAGCCUGUAAGACGAUGUGUUCUAAAUAACUUGGUUGUAUUAGAACUAAUUUUAUGGCUUAAAAACUGUACUGUAUAUAGGAGGUAUAUUGCUACCUUCAGUUUGUUCAUUUGUUUACUGGCAUUCUUUGAUAUUCAAGAUGUUAUGUACUGGAAAGGUCACUUAUAUUUCUAGAACAAUUUUGGGAUUUUAUGCAACUUUUUCCCCUGAAUUAAUAGCAAUAAAAA